Pochonia chlamydosporia 170 is the source of this 1242-nucleotide messenger RNA. RefSeq names its product histone acetyltransferase GCN5. Gene Ontology annotation, cellular component: histone acetyltransferase complex. Gene Ontology annotation, biological process: positive regulation of transcription by RNA polymerase II; chromatin remodeling. The coding region runs from base 1 to 1242 and encodes 413 amino acids. The transcript is spliced from 2 exons. Gene Ontology annotation, molecular function: histone H3 acetyltransferase activity; protein binding. The record is from RefSeq and is a predicted model, not a curated record. NCBI's taxonomy places the organism in Eukaryota, Fungi, Ascomycota, Sordariomycetes, Hypocreales, Clavicipitaceae.
AUGGAUAAUGCAGAAUCGCAAUCCAAUCUAACGAAUGGCGGCCAGGAACUCCACGGCAAAAAGCGCCCGGCCUCCGAGGAACCGAACACACCAUCUGAUGCUAAAAGAAUCAAGACCGAUUAUAAUGAGUCGACCGAGUUGGAUGUUGCACCACCUGUUGCACCCCCGAGAAUUCCCUUUCCUGACAGGCCUGCAGUAUUAGAAGAAAGAAGUGGCGAAAUCGAAAUUCGAGUUGUCAACAAUGAUGGUGCCAGAGAGAACAUGGUUGUCCUUACCGGCCUCAAAUGCUUAUUUCAAAAGCAGCUGCCGAAGAUGCCAAAAGAUUACAUCGCACGUCUUGUCUACGAUCGAAAUCAUUUAUCCGUCGCGAUCGUGAAAAAGCCGCUAGAAGUUAUAGGUGGAAUUGCAUACCGGCCAUUUGGAAGCCGCAAAUUCGCUGAAAUCGUUUUUUGCGCCGUCUCAUCUGACCAGCAGGUUAAAGGAUACGGAGCACAUCUCAUGGCACAUUUAAAGGAUUACGUCAGAGCCACAUCUCCAGUUAUGCAUUUCCUAACGUACGCCGAUAAUUACGCGACGGGAUAUUUUCAGAAACAAGGCUUCACAAAGGAGAUUACUCUUGACAAGUCCAUCUGGAUGGGGUAUAUCAAGGAUUAUGAGGGAGGAACGUUGAUGCAAUGCUCCAUGCUUCCCCGGAUCCGUUACCUCGAAGUUGGCCGCAUGCUUCUUAAGCAGAAGGAAGUCGUACAAGCCAAAAUUCGCGCUAUAAGCAAAAGCCACAUCGUCCAUCGACCGCCUCACCAGUGGGCAAACGGUGAAGUGGCUCCAAUCGACCCGCUGUCUAUUCCUGCCAUCCAAGCAACUGGUUGGUGUCCGGAUAUGGACGAAUUGGCACGGGAACCACGCCACGGCCCUCAUUUUAACGAACUGCGACGGGUUCUAUAUCAAAUUCAAAACCAUAAACAGGCGUGGCCGUUCCUCCAUCCGGUUAAUAAAGACGAAGUCCCCGACUAUUAUAAUGUCAUUACGACGCCGAUGGAUCUUUCGACGAUGGAAGAACGAUUAAUGCACGAUUCAUACAAUACUCCGAAAGACUUUUUCAACGAUCUCAAAUUGGUCUUUAGCAAUUGUCGACAAUACAACGAUGCAACCACGGUAUACAACAAGUGCGCAGUUAGGCUGGAGAAGUACAUGUGGAGUCUCAUCAAAGAAGUCCCGGAGUGGUUUGACUUGCUUGAAGAAUGA